ACGAGCCGGCCAAACCAACACAAAACAACUGCCUCUCUCUCUCUCUAACUUUUCUUCAUCCAUUCCCAAACAACACCUAACUCUAUCAUCCCCUAAAAAAACUAUAAAAAAUAAAUAAUCAAAUAAAUUAAUUAAAAUCUGACAAUAUCCGAGAAUAAUACCCAACGUAUCUUCCAUUCUAUUUUCUAUUUUUUUCUUACACCUUCAUCACUUCUUUCUAUAACCCAAUUCCAAUACCAAACCCCUUUAUUUUACUUCACCAUCUUCCACACUACAAAAAAAACUACCAAUCCAAUACAAACCCUAAUUCAAUUCCGAUCAUGGCCGCCACCACCACCACCAGCCUAGGCGGAGGCGCUGGUGGAGACGAUCGAGUUCUCGCUACAGCUCAACAGAUCCUGAAAAGCCUAAAAGCUCCUAAAGAGGAUCGUGAAGACAUGCUAUUGAUUUUCUCCACCUUCGAUAACCGUUUAUCCGGCAUCACUGACCUAAUCAACGGUGAUGAUUCCAAAUCCUCCGAGGAUGAAGAGCUUGACCGUUUCGAAGCCGCUGAGAAAAUUAUAAUCGAUGAUUCUUCUCUCUACACCGAGUCUUCUCGUCAAUCUACUUCGCUUUUUGAUCCUCCUAAUGAUCCUGUCGAGUAUUUUCUCGCUGUUGAUGAGAUCAUUCAGUGGAUCGAACAUUUCUCGAUCUCGCCGGAUCAUUCAACCGGGAAAACUGAUCGGAUCAUUUUGGAUCGUGCUGAGACCGCGAUCCAGCUUGCUAUGUCGAGGCUCGAGGAUGAGUUUCGUCACGUGCUGAUUUGUAAUACCAUCCCGCCGAACGCUGUUAGCCGGUGCAGUACUAACAGGAGGAGUUCCCUCUCUUUCAGUUCCCAAGAUGGUGGUAUAGAUGAUAAUUCUGGGAGUUUUGGCGAGGAUGCCGGUUCUAAUAGGUUUCAUGAGCGUGGUGUUAGCCUAGGAGAUGAUUUGUUUGUGGAUUUAGUGCGUCCUGAAUCGAUUCUGAAUCUCAAAGAUAUUAUUGAUCGUAUGGUUAGGUCUGGUUAUGAGAGGGAGUGUCUUCAGGUUUAUAGUAGUGUUCGUCGUGACGCUUUGAUUGAGUGUUUGACUAUUCUAGGUGUUGAGAAGAUGAGUAUUGAAGAGGUUCAGAAGGUUGAGUGGAAGAGUUUGGAUGAGAAAAUGAAGCAUUGGGUGCAAGCUGUUAAAGCUGUUGUUGGGGUUUUGUUGAGUGGGGAGAAAAGGCUUUGUGAUAGCCUUUUUGGUGAAUUCUAUGAUUUGAAGGAUACAUGUUUCAAUGAAACUGCUAAAGCCUGUGUCAUGAUGUUGUUGAAUUUCGGUGAAGCCGUUGCCAUUUGUAAGAGGUCACCUGAGAAGUUGUUUAGGAUAUUGGAUAUGUAUGAGGCUUUGAGAGAUGCUUUGCCUGAUUUGGAAGAAAUGGUUUUGGAUGCGCUUGUCAUCACGGAAGCAAAGGGUGUGCUCAAAGGCCUUGGUGAGGCAGUAAAAGGGACAUUUGCUGAAUUUGAGAAUUGUAUUAGGCAUGAGACUUCUAGAAAGCCGGUUAUAACUGGGGAUGUUCAUCCUUUGCCUCGGUAUGUUAUGAAUUACCUGAAACUGCUUGUCGAUUAUAGUGAUGCUAUGGAUUCGCUUUUGGAAAUCAGCGAAGAGGCUCUUUAUCACUUUAAAAAUGAUUUGGGGGGUGAGGUUUCACAGUUAGAGGAUUUGUCCCCUUUAGGCCGACAAAUACUGUUGUUAAUGUCUGAACUUGAGCAUAAUCUUGAGGAAAAAUCAAAACUUUAUGAAGACAUUGCAUUGCAGCAGGUGUUUUUGAUGAACAAUCUCUAUUACCUAGUGCGCAAAGUGAAGGACUCGGAUCUUAAAGAUGUCUUGAGAGAAAAAUGGAUUCGUAAACGCAGCGUUAAGGUACGACAGUACUCUACAGGAUACCUUAGAGUCUCUUGGAGUAAGGCCUUGUCUUGUUUGAAGGAUGAAGGGAUUGGAGGGAGCUCUAAUAGUGCCUCAAAAAUGGCUUUGAAGGAGAGGUUCAAGAAUUUCAAUGCAUGUUUUGAAGAAAUAUACAGGGUUCAGACAGGUUGGAAGGUACCUGAUGAGCAGCUUCGUGAAGAGAUGCGAAUAUCUAUAUCUGAGAGGGUGAUUCCUGCAUACCGCUCAUUUGUAGGGAGAUUUAGCUGUCAGCUGGAAGGAAGACAUUCAAGCAAAUACAUUAAGUAUUCACCAGAGGAUCUAGAGACUUUUUUAUUAGAUUUAUUUGAAGGAUCCCCUGCUGUAUUGCAUCAUAUAAAGAGAAAGAGUUCAUAGUAUAUUAAAAGAUAAGAUAAGAUGGUUUUGACAGGUGAACUCAUUUUAUCAGGAUUAGUUGAAAAAGUUUUUAUGUGUCAUGUGUAAACUAUCUACCUUCUACCUGGAUAGCUGUUUAUCUUACAGGUCUUAAUGUUAGAGUUGGAUUUUUCUCCUGCGAAUACUGAAAUAUCUCUUGUAUAUAUUCAUAAGUCUAGUGUCUUGCUCAACUUAUUUAUGCUGUUAUGGGUAAUCACUGUCCUUGUGGAAAUAAUAUUCAUACAGUCAUACAGUACUUA
Messenger RNA from Lathyrus oleraceus (garden pea), 2593 nucleotides. RefSeq names its product exocyst complex component EXO70B1. Gene Ontology annotation, biological process: exocytosis. Lineage: Eukaryota; Viridiplantae; Streptophyta; Magnoliopsida; Fabales; Fabaceae. The record is from RefSeq and is a predicted model, not a curated record. Gene Ontology annotation, molecular function: phosphatidylinositol-4,5-bisphosphate binding. The transcript has a single exon. Gene Ontology annotation, cellular component: exocyst. Bases 321 to 2315 code for a protein of 664 amino acids.